AUGCCCGGUUUGACCUUACAUUACCCCGAUAUUGUCAACUUCACGUCGAUUCCAGUGCACGAACAAUACAAUAUGUUGUUUGCUUCAAGAAAAACAGCAUUGUAUCUGAAAAUGUUGGACAUGAAUGGCAAGUUCAAUAUCGAUAGUGCAGCUACGCAUAAUGGGGACACUGUAAUUUAUUGGAAUGGAAUAAUCGAUAAAGAAGUGCGCUUCUUGGUACCGGUUUCAGGAUUCUAUUGUGUCUAUAUUGUACCGGAUAGCGAACAUUGGAGUGAUUUUGAAUUGCGAGUGGAGUUUAAACAGCAUUACGGAAACUUGAACCAUGCAAAAUACGUAUAUUACACAGGAGUGAAAACAGCUCUUGCAAUUGCGAUCACAACUCUAGGUGCCAUGUUGCUCUAUUCGCAAAGAAGAAACAGGCAGGGUAGAUCUCACCACUUAAGCUUUGUCGAAGGUGUGACGAAAUCGGUAAUCUACUUGACCUUGAUUCCUUUCAUCUUUGCUUACUCAAUUGAGUUUAUGAGAUUAGCUUUGCAGAAGUGUCUGUUUGCAACUUAUGAAAAACCAGACCACAUCUGGCCUUUUGAGCUUGCUGGCCUCUUAGCAAGGCAUCUUGAACUCGUGUGGAAGUCACAUGUGAAACUUUUGUUUUCAAUGGGACUAGGUGUCGCCUACUGUUAUGACCAACGGUCGCCAAAUUACGAAAAAUUCCCCGUCAAGUGGUGGUACAGAACAAGUACAAUUUUUGUGCUUCAAGCAAUGGUCAUAAGUGUUACAGAUUUUUUGCAAGUGAGUAAUUCGCAAGGAAGUGACCUUCCCAUGCUAGGGCAAAUUGAAAACAGUCCAAAAUCUGGUAUAUUUUUACCAGUUUUUGGAAAGCUAUCUGACGACAUUUACUCCGCUUUGUCACUCUUCUUUUGUUACAGGACAAUCAAGAAGUUGUGUGCAAUGCAACCAAAAGUGGACGUUGGUAGAGUUUUGGCAUUCCUCGUAUCAAGUUUCAUCUUAAUGAAUCUGCGAGAUUACGUAAGAAGUGCAGGUAUGGCGUUAUUGAAACAUUACACUACUGACUUUGGACGUCACGAAGAGCCAAAAAGCUUGCCCCCAAGAACUAAAUUUGAAGCUCAAGUCAAACUACUAUUUGAAGGCAUUUCAAUUGGCAGAGAUAUCGGCAUACGCUGA
Molecule: messenger RNA, 1182 nt
Organism: Lodderomyces theae
Lineage: Eukaryota; Fungi; Ascomycota; Pichiomycetes; Serinales; Debaryomycetaceae
Exons: 1
Coding region: 1-1182 (393 amino acids)
Source: RefSeq, a predicted model, not a curated record